AUGGUGAUGAAUAACAGUGUGACCGAAUUCAUUCUGUUUGGGCUGACACAAGAUGCUGAAAUGCAGAAGGUGAUAUUUGGGAUCUUCCUGAUCCUUUACCUCAUGACACUGUUGGGGAACUUUCUCAUCAUCGUGACCAUUAAAACAAGCCAGACCCUUGGGAGUCCCAUGUACUUUUUCCUCUUUUACUUAUCCUUUGCUGAUGCUUGUUUCUCUACAACCACGGCCCCCAGACUGAUUGUGGACGCCCUUUCUCAGAAGAAGACCAUUUCCUACAGCGAGUGCAUGACGCAGGUCUUUGCAGCCCACUUCUUCGGGUGCAUGGAGAUCUUUGUGCUCAUCCUCAUGGCCUUUGAUCGCUAUGCGGCCAUCUGUAAGCCUCUGCAGUACACGACCAUCAUGAGCCAGCGUGUCUGUGGUGUGCUGGUGACUCUGGCCUGGGUGGGAUCUUGCAUCCAUUCCUCAGCACAGAUUUUCCUGGCUUUGAGACUGCCUUUCUGUGGCCCCAAUGUGAUUGAUCACUAUUUCUGUGAUUUGCAGCCCUUGCUGAAACUUGCCUGCUCGGACACUUACGUGAUAAACUUGUUAGUUGUGUCUAACAGUGGGGCCAUCUGCAUGGUGAGUUUCCUAUUGCUGCUCGUCUCCUAUGCCGUUAUCCUGUACUCGCUGAGAAGCCACAGCUCAGAAGGAAGGCAAAGAGCCCUUUCCACAUGCACCUCCCACUUCAUUGUGGUUGUCAUAUUUUUUGGCCCCUGUAUAUUUAUAUACACACGACCUGCAACCAUAUUUCCAGUAGACAAGAUGGUGGCUGUGUUUUACACGAUUGGCACACCCUUGCUCAACCCUCUCAUCUACACACUGAGAAACGCAGAAGUGAAAAGUGCAAUGAAAAAGUUGUGGUGUAGUAUGACCUCAGUGGACACAUGA
This is a messenger RNA of Chinchilla lanigera (long-tailed chinchilla), 927 nucleotides long. Its product is annotated as olfactory receptor 4C11-like. Gene Ontology annotation, molecular function: olfactory receptor activity; G protein-coupled receptor activity. Gene Ontology annotation, cellular component: membrane. The transcript has a single exon. Gene Ontology annotation, biological process: G protein-coupled receptor signaling pathway. Bases 1 to 927 code for a protein of 308 amino acids. Lineage: Eukaryota; Metazoa; Chordata; Mammalia; Rodentia; Chinchillidae. The record is from RefSeq and is a predicted model, not a curated record.